Messenger RNA from Nelumbo nucifera (sacred lotus), 1330 nucleotides. Its product is annotated as thiamine-phosphate synthase. NCBI's taxonomy places the organism in Eukaryota, Viridiplantae, Streptophyta, Magnoliopsida, Proteales, Nelumbonaceae. The record is from RefSeq and is a predicted model, not a curated record.
UGUGUCCUCACUCACUUCCAUCGCCGCAACAUAGAGCUGAAUGAAACCAUCGCCACCACCUCCUUUCACAAUCACUAACAGAGUUGGAAACCUUUGCCACCACCUCCAUCGCUGCACAGCACAGAGUUGGGAACUUCGUUCAAUCUACUGUCGGAGAUAUCGCCACCACCAUUGGCCCUAACAAAUUGGUAUCACUACUGCAACCCUGUCUCUUCUCCGUCGUCGAUAACUCGAUAUUUUGCAAAUACCAUGACAAAUCUUACCCUUUAACCCUGUUGACCCCGAACAGCACGAGAAAUCUUACCCUUUCAACCUGUUGUAGUGUUAUUUUUCUUAAAAGUAGAACUCCUACGAAUGAAUAGCCAAAACCCUUCUCCUGCGGCCGCAGCUAGUUUCACCUUAGUCUAACGAUUUGCAAUUUUGCAUCGCAUCUCUAAUAAUCUUCUCCAGCAACGAAAACUUCAUUGGAUUGCAUUCGUUCAUCGUCAUACUACUGACAGAAUUGAUGCCAAAUGAUAACUGAAUCGUUCCCUCCAUUCUCAAUUUCUCAUCCUCCACUAGAAGUCCAUUGGUGAAAGGAAGGAGGGAGACUAGGAGGGGAGAAGGCACAGAGACAUAGCAUUUGCUGCAGGAAGAACAACAUGUUUGCAACUGCAAUCAGGUACAUGGCUAAAAAGCCGAAGCCGAAGAUGAAACCAAUAGAGCUCAAAACGCCACCGGAACAAACCCAGACUAUCACCCGUGUCAUCUUCGACAUUUUGAAGGAGCACGGCCCUCUCACUAUCGCAAACACUUGGGAACAUGUCAAGGACGUUGGCUUGAGAGGAUUGACAAGCAAAAGACACAUGAAAAUAGUAUUGAGAUGGAUGAGGGAAAGACAGAAGAUUAGAUUGAUAUGCAACCAUGUGGGGCCCCAUAAGCAGUUCCUCUACACUACCUGGUUCACAAAUCCCAACAUCAAGCCCUUAAAACCAAGAAAUGGUUCUUCACAACCAUAGCCACAGGGUAUCUAUGGAUGCAAAUUGUGCUUUUUCACAGCCAUUGCUGUUGGGGAUAAAAGAUUACUAGUGGUGACCUGUUAUCCCAAAUUCAUGUGGAAAUUUUGUAAAUACGUGCAUAGAUUUUAAUAUCCUCUCUCUCUCUCUCUCCUUCAUUGUUCUGUAUAUUUUUCUUUCUGUGAACUUAUUUCUGCAUAAUGAUUGCAUAAUUUUACAUUUAACACUGGUAUUAGGUCAAAGUUCAGUGGUCAAUAGGAUAUGAUAUAUUGGGUGAAAAUUAAUACUUCUCAGUCAUUACUUAUAAAUCAAUAUGGUGAUCCUUUUUUCUGUAA